Messenger RNA from Nilaparvata lugens (brown planthopper), 1944 nucleotides. RefSeq names its product proliferating cell nuclear antigen (gene PCNA). The transcript has 5 exons. The record is from RefSeq and is a predicted model, not a curated record. Lineage: Eukaryota; Metazoa; Arthropoda; Insecta; Hemiptera; Delphacidae. Gene Ontology annotation, molecular function: DNA binding; DNA polymerase processivity factor activity. The coding region runs from base 171 to 953 and encodes 260 amino acids. Gene Ontology annotation, biological process: mismatch repair; leading strand elongation; translesion synthesis. Gene Ontology annotation, cellular component: PCNA complex.
GCAGUGAUCAAACUUGGCGCGCUUUUGAGUCAGCUCCCGCUUUUUCGUCUCAAGGCCAAGCAUUUCUGAAGCUGCUUUUGUGAAGUGUGUUUCAAGCAUCAACACUCCUCUCUCUUCCAACUCUGUUAUUUUAUCUAUUUUACUGUUAAAUCCAUCAAAUAUCUUUCAAAAUGUUUGAAGCCAGGCUUGUUCAGUCAUCUAUCCUCAAGAAAGUGCUGGAAGCAAUCAAGGAAUUGCUAAAUGAAGCCACCUUUGACUGUUCGGACUCAGGAAUUCAACUUCAGGCCAUGGACAAUUCUCACGUUAGUUUGGUAUCUUUGAAUUUGCGAAGUGAUGGAUUCGAUAAAUUCAGAUGCGAUCGCAAUCUUUCAAUGGGUAUCAAUUUGGCCAGCAUGUCGAAAAUCAUGAAAUGUGCUGGAAACGAGGAUGUUCUCACAAUGAAGGCCCAAGACAACGCAGACCUUGUGACAUUCAUGUUUGAGUCGCAGAACCAGGAGAAAGUCAUGGACUACGAGAUGAAGCUCAUGAACCUCGACCAGGAACACUUGGGAAUUCCUGAAACCGACUACUCAUGUGUGAUCAAACUCCCUUCGGGUGAGUUCGCGCGAAUUGUUCGCGACCUGAGUCAGUUCGGCGAAUCGGUUGUCAUCUCAUGCACAAAGGAGGGCAUCAAAUUCUCCGCCGGCGGCGAUAUUGGAAACGCGAAUAUCAAGCUGGCACACACUACCAACGUAGACAAGGAUGAAGAUGCAGUGAGCAUUGAGAUGCAAGAACCUGUUUCGCUCACUUUUGCCUGUCGCUAUCUAAACAGCUUUGCUAAGGCCACGCCCCUUUCGCCACAGGUCCAACUGUCGAUGUCAGCCGAUGUACCUCUAGUUGUCGAGUACAAAAUUGGAGACAUUGGUCAUAUUCGCUACUACCUGGCACCAAAGAUUGAAGACGAGGAUAACUGAAGCACUAAAAGUUGCCUUAAAAAUCAAAACACACUUCAUACAUCCUCUAUUAACCAUGUAUUAUAUAUCUAUCUAUGUACAAAAGGCCUACACAGCUUCAAGCUAACCUAUAUACAACAAGUCUCACUACAUUCUGUAUGGACCGCGUAUUCAAAAAGGCUCCACAUGCUAUUAUAAGUAACAUCUCUCACUAUUUUUUUGAUUGGACCGCGUAUUUAGAAUGGACAUACGAGUUAUUGUUGAUUUAUGUUGGUUACAAGUCAAAUAAGUUUACAUUCCAAUCAGACCUUGUAUUCAAAAUGGUCAUAAAAGCUUCGUUUGAUAAAGUUUUAUUUAGUUUCUAGUUUUUAACAAGUCUCUAUACAUUUUGUUUGGUAUUUGAAUCUUAUUUAAAUAAUGUUUCAAUUUACCUACAAGAAUAACGUUACAGCUCAUCUUUAUUUUUAGUCUUUAUUGAUUGAUACAAUCAUAAGUACAUCAUCAAAAUGAUAAGGAAAAAUAAGGUAACCUUGAGCUAUUCCUCUCCACCCAAAUUUAGAUCUUCACUUCACAAAAUUUCACAUUUGGUUGAUAUAAAAAAAUCACAGUAAUUCUCGAUCGGCCAUUGUAUUUUUUUAUGUAUUCCUAAGGCCUUUAUCUAUAAAGGCCCUUUUAUUAUCGGUAUUUCUUCUGAAAAUAGAUGGAGCUCAUUUGAAAUAAAUUCGAUAACUGUUGAGUUAUUGUAUUUUUAUAAGUUGAAUACUUUCUAAUAUUUUAAAUGAAUAAUUUUUGUAUUGUAAUAAAACAUGUGAGACUUUCCAAAAAAAUAUCGUAUUUUGAAGUUUGUGAUAUCAGAAUAAUACUAAGUGUAGGCCUACUUUCAUCCUUGUUUUUCCUAAUAUGUUGAUGGAGUAUUAUAAUUUCCAACUGAAUGUUUGCACUGUUAAGAAAUAUUUUUAUACUCUGUGUAUAACGUGAAUGAUUUCGAUUAAAUUCCAAUUUAUUUGUACUA